This is a messenger RNA of Exophiala aquamarina CBS 119918, 1617 nucleotides long. RefSeq lists its product as uncharacterized. The coding region runs from base 1 to 1617 and encodes 538 amino acids. The record is from RefSeq and is a predicted model, not a curated record. NCBI's taxonomy places the organism in Eukaryota, Fungi, Ascomycota, Eurotiomycetes, Chaetothyriales, Herpotrichiellaceae. The transcript is spliced from 2 exons. Gene Ontology annotation, cellular component: cell division site; microtubule cytoskeleton; septin ring. Gene Ontology annotation, molecular function: GTPase activity; molecular adaptor activity; GTP binding. Gene Ontology annotation, biological process: cytoskeleton-dependent cytokinesis.
AUGACUUCACCUGCUUCUCUCGCUCGAAAUGAGUCGCAGGCCUCCAGUCGUCGAAGUGCCAGUCUCGGCUCGCGUCUGUUUCGCUCAAAAAGUGGUGAAGCCUUGGGCGACCGCAAAGGCUCAGGAGGUCGUCUGAAGAAGAAGCACGGUGAAUUGGACGAGCAGGCAAAGGUGAUGCAGUCGCCUCCACGUCUGCCAGUCCAUACUCCCCAGCCUCUGGGCAUCCAGUCCUUCGGUGGUGAAAACUACCAUCCUCAUGUUGCCUCGAGAGAGUACACAAACGGCUCUAGGAAUGCUCCACCUGUGCCUCCGCUUCCCGCCAACCUCGACAAAGAUGCCGUUGAUCCAUAUGCCAGGACCGAGAGCAUGACCCAUCGUGGUCGAUACUCGUACGCAACCUCCAUUGUGUCUACCAUCAACUCUCCCCGAAGAGUCCGGCGCCGUAAGGAUCCGACUCCCUACAACAUUCUGAUCAUUGGUGCUCGCAAUUCCGGCAAGACCUCCUUCCUCAACUUCCUCAAGCGCUCCCUCGCCCUUCCUGCAAGGAAACAGUCGAGCAAGGCCCCUGACACAGACUCUCCGCCUUCAUCAGCCCGCAUAAACCCAAACUAUACUCACCAUUACCAAGAAUUCGAAGUCGACCACGAACGAAUUGGUUUGACCUUGUGGGACUCGCAGGGACUGGACAAGGGGGUGGUCGAUCUACAGUUGCGCGACAUGUCCAAUUUUGUUGAGAGCAAGUUUGACGAUACCUUCAUUGAGGAGAUGAAGGUUGUUCGUUCUCCCGGUAUUGUCGACUCACAUAUCCAUUGCGUAUUCCUCAUGCUCGAUCCAUCCAGGCUUGACGAGAACAUCAAUUUGUCACAGGGUCAAGAAAAUACCGCUGACGGAGGCCGCAUCUCCAAGCCUGCUCGGAUCGUUGGCGCACUUGACGAGGACUUUGACAUCCAAAUCCUGAAGACCCUCUCCAAACAGACUACAGUCAUUCCUGUAAUAAGCAAGGCCGAUACCAUUACUUCUGCGCAUAUGUCAUUCUUGAAACAAACAGUCAGCAAGAGUUUGAAGAAGGCCGGCCUUGACCCAUUAGAAGCUCUGAAUUUCGCUGUCGAUGACUCCGAUGACGACCGAUUUGACGAACGUCAAGAAGACGGCAUGAGUAGCAAUGAGGAUUCGGGAAGUGAAGCUGGUUCCAAGAGUGACGGUUCUGAUCCCAACCGACCCACUUCUAGCACGAAACGACCACCGAACCACCGCCGUCAACAGUCCACCUUGUCCUCAACGGAUAUCAAUUUCACAAGCGGAUUUGAGCUGUGGUCUAUCAUCAGCCCGGACAAGUAUUCUCUUGAGUCCAAGGAUGGUCCCCUUGGUCGACAGUUCCCUUGGGGUUUUGCCGAUCCUUACAGUGCCGCCCAUUGUGAUUUCAUCAAAUUGAAGGAAGCGGUGUUUGGCGAGUGGAGAUCAGAAUUGCGCGAAGCAUGUCGUGAAGUGGUAUGUAUAGUGACCUCGAGUAGUACUGCUUCCCACUUACCAUUUGCAGUUCUACGAAAGUUGGCGAACAAAUCGCCUGAAUCGACGUGGCGUCCCUCAAACAAAUGGUGGCCUUCCAAGUGGACCUAG